AUGUAUUUGUCGUUACUUGCUGAGUCAGUCAGAGCCAGAGUAUCUCAAACUCCACGACCACCAACAUUUCCCAAAAUGACCACCAUCCGAGUGCCCUGCUCGUCGGCCAACAUUGGCCCCGGUUUCGACGUCAUUGGCCUCGCCCUCAACGUCUACCUCGAAGUCACCCUCACAGUCACCACCAAGCCCUCCUCCGACCACUCCCUCAAUUGCCGCAUUACCUACGAAGGCCUUGGCGCUGGAACCGUCUCGCUGCAAGCGGAAGACAACCUCAUCACCCGGACCGCCGUCUACGUCCUCCGAUGCCAUGGCGUCCGCGCGUUCCCCGCCGAGACACAUGUGCACAUAAACAAUCCGAUCCCCCUCGGGAGGGGACUGGGGUCAUCUGGAGCGGCCAUUGUGGCUGGCGUCUUCCUAGCAAACGAGGUGGGAAAUCUGGGUCUAUCUAAAGCGCGAAUGCUGGACUACUGCCUCAUGGAAGAGCGACAUCCGGACAAUGUGGCUGCGGCACUGUACGGCGGUUUCGUGGGAACAUAUCUGAACGAGCUGGACCCGGAAGACACUGCGAGGCUGGAAAUCCCUCUGAGUGAGGUCCUACCGGAGCCUGCUGGAGGUGUCGACACAGGCCUGCAGCCGCCGGAACCGCCGAAGAACAUUGGACACUACAAAAAGUUCAAGUGGGCGCCGGAGAUCAAGUGUAUCUGCAUAAUACCUGAUUUCGAGGUUUCAACAGCUAAAGCGAGAGAUGUGCUACCAACAACGUAUUCGAGGAAAGAUCUCAUAUUCAACUUGCAAAGACUGGCGCUACUAACUACAGCACUGGGAGAAUCACCGCCCGACCCUGACAUGAUAUACCUAGCGAUGCAAGACAAGAUCCACCAGCCAUACCGCAAAACUCUCAUCCCCGGACUCACCGAGAUACUACACUCAGUGACACCACAAUCCCAUCCCGGCUUACUAGGAAUCUGUCUGUCUGGUGCUGGGCCCACCAUCCUCGCGCUCGCAACCAACAACUUCGACAACAUCGCCAACGACCUCCUAACCGAGUUCAAGAAACACAACAUCACGUGCGACUGGAAACUGCUCCAGCCCGCCGAAGAGGGCACCACAGUCACCCGCCCUUCAUCCUCUCCCUCAAACCAAGAAUCCCUAACCUACGCCUCUGCCGGCGUCAGCAUCGAAGCCGGCAACGAGCUCGUCCAGCGCAUCAAAGCCGCCGUGAAAUCCACCAAGCGGCCCGGCGCCGACGCAGAAAUUGGCGGGUUCGGCGGCAUGUUCGACCUGCAAGCCGCCGGCUACGCCGCGCCCCCGAUCCUCGUCGGCGCCAUCGACGGCAUCGGGACGAAAGUGAAGAUCGCCUUCGAGAUGGGCAAGCACGACACCGUCGGCAUCGACCUCGUAGCGAUGAACGUCAACGACCUCGUCGUGCAGGGCGCCCGGCCGCACAUGUUCAUGGACUACUACGCGUGUAGCAAGCUGGACGUCGACGACGCCGUCGCCUUCGUCACCGGCGUCGCUGAGGGCUGCAAGCAGGCCGACUGCACGCUCGUCGGGGGCGAGACGGCCGAGAUGCCGGGGCUUUACCAAGAAGGCGAGUACGACGCUGGCGGGUGUGCCCUCGGCGCCAUCGCGCAAGGCCAAACCAUCCUCCCCGACAAGCCAGCCAUGGCCGCGGGCGACGUGGUGCUGGGACUGGCGUCCGACGGCCUGCACUCCAACGGCUUCUCGCUCAUCCGCAAGAUCGUCGAGCGCGUUGGGCUGUCGUUCCACGACGACGCGCCGUGGAGCAGGGGACAGCGCGUGGGCGAUAGCCUCCUCACCCCCACGAGGAUCUACGUCAGGCCGCUGCUGGCGGCGACGCAGAAGGGCUUGGUCAAGGGCAUGGCGCACAUCACGGGUGGUGGCUUGCUGGAGAAUGUUCCACGCAUGCUGCCGGACCACCUGGCGGCGGAGUUGGACGCGAAGGCUUGGCCGGUUCCGGAGGUGUUUAGGUGGCUGAAGGCGGCGGGGAGGAUUGAGGAUGUGGAGUUUUCGAGAGCGUGGAAUACGGGCUUGGGGAUGGUGCUCGUGGUGGACCAGAGCAAGGCGAGUGAGGCCAUCAGCGUGCUGAAAGGAGCGGGCGAGACGGUGUAUGAAGUCGGCAAGCUGGCCAAGCGGGCUGAUGCGGGCUGCGUGGUCAACAACAUGUCCGCUUGGAGUUGAGGUUGAGGGGGUAGAGUAUCUAGCAAGUGGCAUCCAGUGGCGUUUAGGUAGGAUAGGAAAAGCUUGAACGGAGCAGGGGAUCUAGAUUCCGUUGCAUAGCCGCAACCCAUAUGCGGACGAUGCGGCUGGGGUACCGUGGCUUACGUUCUUAUGCGGUAUUUAGUACCUAGAUAGUAUCUCCACGAGGUAUAUUGUAUGAUUCAGCGACUCUGCGACUCAGGUGUCCAGGCGUGGAAGCUCUGUUCGACUCAUGCUGUCAGUCAGCAACAGGUACGGAGUAUCUAGAACACGGCAGAUGCUGAUGUGGGUGUUGCAAAGUGAUUGGAUGCACAUGG
Messenger RNA from Mytilinidion resinicola, 2537 nucleotides. Its product is annotated as phosphoribosylformylglycinamidine cyclo-ligase-like protein. The transcript is spliced from 2 exons. Gene Ontology annotation, molecular function: phosphoribosylformylglycinamidine cyclo-ligase activity; homoserine kinase activity; phosphoribosylamine-glycine ligase activity. The record is from RefSeq and is a predicted model, not a curated record. Bases 1 to 2202 code for a protein of 733 amino acids. Gene Ontology annotation, cellular component: cytosol. Lineage: Eukaryota; Fungi; Ascomycota; Dothideomycetes; Mytilinidiales; Mytilinidiaceae. Gene Ontology annotation, biological process: 'de novo' IMP biosynthetic process; L-threonine metabolic process; adenine biosynthetic process.